Molecule: messenger RNA, 180 nt
Organism: Sungouiella intermedia
Lineage: Eukaryota; Fungi; Ascomycota; Pichiomycetes; Serinales; Metschnikowiaceae
Source: the annotation of a GenBank genome assembly
AUGGCCGUGGAACUUUCAGAAAAUAUUAGCAUUCCAUCCAGAGUUUGUCGAGUUUUCCUAGAGUUUUAUGUUGAGAUUUCUGUUGAAGUUAGCGAGCUUCAAAUGACCUAUGAGAGAUCCAUAGAGAAUACAGAGAGCAUGAAUUCAGUUACGAAGAAUGAAGAGUCCCUCCCCCUUUGA